Oncorhynchus nerka (sockeye salmon) is the source of this 3891-nucleotide messenger RNA. Its product is annotated as microphthalmia-associated transcription factor-like. Gene Ontology annotation, cellular component: nucleus. The transcript has 9 exons. Gene Ontology annotation, molecular function: DNA-binding transcription factor activity, RNA polymerase II-specific; protein dimerization activity; RNA polymerase II cis-regulatory region sequence-specific DNA binding. The record is from RefSeq and is a predicted model, not a curated record. NCBI's taxonomy places the organism in Eukaryota, Metazoa, Chordata, Actinopteri, Salmoniformes, Salmonidae. Gene Ontology annotation, biological process: melanocyte differentiation; regulation of transcription by RNA polymerase II. The coding region runs from base 1939 to 3177 and encodes 412 amino acids.
UUUUUGCCCCACUGUAUAGAACACAAGAAAAUCACACUUUGGACUGCACUGGGCCUUUAACAAACUUGUACAAUGGUUAAAUAAACCUGGAACAAACAUAUUAUUGUGGUUUUUCGGAUAAAUCCAAAGGCUACAAUGUAUAAAGGACGAUAAAGACAGAUUAAUUACUGUAUAGUGCUACUGGUCAAGCAUGUGCCUUGUGGAGUCUUUCUAAGUUUUAUUUAUGUUUUGCUAAGGGUUCCUUCUUCAUUCUCAGUAUACACCGUCUUUGUCAGGUAGAUCUGAUUGGUCAGUGGUGAGGUUGUGGUGUUAGCCUUUAUUUAACUAAGGCAAUAGACACUGAUAUGUGCACAGUCUGCACACACAUGUAUCUACAUUCUGUGUGAUAUUUUAAAGAAGUACAUUCAAGCAAAACAAUACUUUAAUGUAUGACAACUUGAUUACUAUGACCUGUGUGAAAGCAUGUAUGUAUAGGCAUCCACUGUAUGUGCUUAAGGGUGCAAGGAGUGGCAACAUAAUAUACUGUUGACAGGUAGCUAGAGAAGAACUACAUCUAAUUACUAAUAGUAAUGUGGAGAGAGAGAGCGAGAGAGAGAGAGAUGUGUGCAACAUCACACGUGUUGGCUCCAGGCAUGACGCCUGCUGUAUAACUCUAAAUUACUGUCCCAGAAUAAUGGGCCAGCUUUGUUAGAAUAGAAUGGUCAGAUGUGAGCUCAACAUUUAUGAUAAUAGAUUUUUGGAACGAUUUGUAGAUGAAUUGUUUUGAUUUAUUUUUAUUCUACAAUUUUUGGUUGCAUAUUCCUCUAUACUAAACAUGAAUAGUUCUAUGAAUUAGCUAAUAGUUUCUUUGUUUUUUGCAUAGUGGAAAUCCCAGUGGGCAUAUAGACUCACACUUUGCUCAUAGCUUCUAUACACAUGCAGAGACAGGCCAAAACCAGUCAAAACCAAUGAUCUUUCUAUAGAAGGGUGUGAGAGUGAGAAUAUGCUGUUUAUAUGAAUCUUAACUGAUUCAUUUAUAUACAGUACAGUUGCUCCUUGUGUUAGAUACAACUACUUAUAUUGUCUUUAUUUAUUUAUAUUUGACAUGGUUUUGGAACCAUGAAUGGCCAUGUGUCUUCUGAAAACCAGAUAUAACAAAUGUCACUAAGCAGUGUUGAACUUUAUUAGCAUACAGGCCUAGUGAUCUGGAUCAACUAUUGAACUUUGGCAUAGAUUAAUGUUAAUGUUAAUGUUCCUAAUUACACAGUUAUAUUUGUUUCUGGUAAUGUCAUAUUCCAGAGGUUUCAAGCCAGCAGUGAUUCCAUUAUUGUGCCAUGCCUGUGGCACAUUUUUUGUAUUUUUAACCCUAGUGGCCUCUUAAGUGGCAGACUAAGUAGGAACUGGCUAUGACUUAGUUGACUAGUGGAUCCUGGCACACCAUUUGCGAACCACUCAGACUAGUGCUUAAAUACUUAACACCAAAAGUUGGUAGGGGGAUGGACAAUCUGUUUAAAAAUGCUGCUACAUUUUGGGAUUUAUCUUUUCAUAUGCUCUGUUUGUAAUGGAACAGUGGUGUCAAUUGUAUUCCGUGUUCUCAGAACAAAUUAUGUUUUAUACUAGAUGAGCGGAACUAAAGAUGAAACGUUAGUUAGCCGUGAGCGAGUUUCAGUUUGGAGACUAGUAACCCACCAGCAGAAAGGGUCCUUUGUGAGACAGAGAUGUUGACGUCAAAUGAACCCUGUGAAGACAUAAAUUCUCAGUUUAACUAGAACAACACAGGGAGGAUGAGCCCUGGUAUCCUCCCCCUGUCUCCUAACUUACAUAACUCAUGAGGGGUUUUUCUUUAAUAAGUUCAACUGACCAAGUCUGUCCUCUUAUUUUCAUGUUAGCCCUGUGUCCACACAGUUGACUGACCAGAACAAGGGAAUAUCUGAUACAUACUAUCAUACAAAUGACAAUAUGUUGGAGAUGCUUGAAUACAGCCAUUACCAGGUACAGACCCAUCUGGAGAACCCCACCAAGUACCACAUCCAGCAGGCCCAGAGGAAGCAGGUGAGGCAGUACCUGUCCACAACCCUUGGGGGUAAGCCUGGCAGCCAGGCCGGAAGCCUGCAGUGCCCCAGCCAGCCCCCGGAGCACGGGAUGCCCCCCGGCCCAGGCAGCAGUGCCCCCAACAGCCCCAUGGCCCUGCUGACCCUCAGCUCCAACUGCGAGAAGGAGAUGGAUGAUGUCAUCGAUGACAUUAUUAGCUUGGAAACAAGUUAUAAUGAGGAUAUUUUUGGACUUAUGGACCCAGGACUCCAGGUUACUAAUACACUCCCUGUAUCUGGUAACCUUCUGGACAUGUAUGGGAAUCAAGGGCUUCCCCCAAAUGGACUUGCCAUCAGUAACUCCUGCCCUGGUAGCUUAUCCAACAUCAAAAGGGAAUUCUCAGCUCCUGGCAUGAUGCACGUACUGGACAAUACUGGAUCCUAUGGCCAGUUUGACAACUACCAAAGGCCCGAGGGCUUUCCAGUUGCUGAGGUUCGAGCGAUGGCCAAGGAGAGACAAAAAAAGGACAACCACAACUUAAUUGAACGAAGGAGAAGGUUCAACAUCAACGAUCGAAUCAAAGAGCUUGGAACCCUGAUUCCUAAGUCUAAUGAUCCGGACAUGCGCUGGAAUAAGGGCACCAUUCUGAAGGCCUCAGUGGACUACAUCAGGAAGCUGCAGAGGGAGCAGCAGAGAGCCAAGGAGGUGGAGCUUAGACAGAGAAGGCUGGAGCAUGCCAACCGCCAUCUGAUGCUGCGCAUACAGGAGUUGGAGAUGCAGGCGCGGGCUCAUGGUCUUGCAAUUCUGCCGUCGUCUUCCCUCUGCUCCUCUGAGCUGAUAGCCCGAGCCAUCAAGCAGGAGCCCAUCUUAGGAGACUGUCCCUCAGACCUGUACCAGCUGCCAGGUCCCGACAUGUCCCCUCCCACCACACUGGACCUCAACAACGGUACCAUCCACUUUAACGACAGCCCUGUGGAUGCAGGUGACCCAGGGGCAUAUGGCUCCAGCAAAGCAUCCACUAAACUGAAGGACAUUCUAAUGGACAACACCCUGUCGCCCAUAUCAUCCAAUGACCCCCUUCUGUCCUCAGCUUCCCCAGACACCUCCAACAGCAGCAGCAGGCGUAGCAGCAGCUCAAGCAUGGAGGAGAAUGAUCAUGGUUGUUAGCACUGCCCACAAGCUCAAAUCACACUGACAUUUUAUAAAGUAGCAUUGUUAUUACUGGAGCCAACGCUAGGUGCUGCUAUGGCCUAUUCCUUGAGAUAAAGACAGUGGGAUUUUCCCUCCCAUUGUGUUCAGAAGUUUUGUCUUUUGUUUUUGUUUGUUUUACAAUAUUGUGUCUCCUUCUGGAAUCAAAUCUGGUUGUUCAGAUUAGGCUACCCUGCCUAAGGUGACUGCUGAGAUUUCACUGUACUGUAGCGUUCACUUUUCAUGUGAAUUAUUUGACAGGAAGUGCACAAUAACAUGGCAAUAAUGUAUUUUAUGUGUAAUAUUUCUAUAUUUUUUUCAUAUCAUGACCAUUUGUUGAAUUAGUUUAAAACAUUUGUUUUGUGAGACAUCAUAGAGAAAUAUAUAUUUAGUUGAAUACUUAAAUUAACCGAUAAUAACAUUUCACCAAGAUUUUAAGAUGAGAUAAGACACAUUUUUACCCUUAAAUUUAGAAGCAAUGGUUUGAAACCUACAACAUUAUUUGCGACUAGAAACAACUUUCAGGAACAAUGAAUACAAUUUCAAUGAAUACAACCUGUUGAUGAAUUUUGUUUCCGACGUGGUGAUAUCUAAAGUGAAGAUAUUUGUACAAAACACUGUAAAUAUACAUAUUUUGUGAUUUAGUUUUUUGAAGUAGGCCUUUAAUUAAGUAUUAAAUUGAAAGUGAAUUCA